Molecule: messenger RNA, 1303 nt
Organism: Xenopus laevis (African clawed frog)
Lineage: Eukaryota; Metazoa; Chordata; Amphibia; Anura; Pipidae
Gene: rnls.L
Product: renalase, FAD-dependent amine oxidase L homeolog
Exons: 7
Coding region: 87-1127 (346 amino acids)
Cellular component (GO): extracellular region
Molecular function (GO): oxidoreductase activity; oxidoreductase activity, acting on NAD(P)H
Source: RefSeq, a predicted model, not a curated record
UUCUACAUGGGUAACCAUGUGCUCCUCCCACCCGGCUGUCGCUGUGAGUUAGGUAACUGUGCGUGACAUUGGUGCCCGGUGUCGCCAUGGCCGGUAGCAGUAGCAGAGUAUUGAUCGUGGGCGCGGGGCUGAGCGGGAGCCUUUGUGCUUAUCUGCUGGGGCAGCGCCUGGGCACCAGAGUCCAGCUGACAGUGUGGGACAAAUCCAAGGGAGCAGGUGGGCGGAUGGCCACAAGCCGUAGUCCUUAUGAGCCAAAGUGCACAGUGGAUUUGGGGGCCCAGUAUAUCACCGUCACCCCUUAUUAUGCAGAGAAGCACAAAACGUUUUACAAUGAACUCACGGCUCAGGGCAUCUGCCAACCAUUAAGCACCACAGUCGACGGAAUGGCGAUGAAAGACGGCUCUUACAACUUGGUUACACCCAACGGCGUUUCUUCCAUUGUAAAACAUUUCCUGAGUCAGUCCGGGGCUGAGAUAUUCUACGAGCGCCACGUCACGCAUAUCAAUCUCCGUGAUGGCAGAUGGGAGGUGUGCAGGAAAUCCGGCUCUCCGGAAUCUUUUGACGUGGUGAUCCUUACAAUGCCGGUCCCCCAGAUUCUGCAGCUUCAGGGUGACGUUCAGACCUUAAUUAGAGAAGACAAGAGACAGCAACUGAAAUCAGUCCGUUACUCUUCCCGCUACGCCCUGGGACUGUUCUAUGAAGCAGGAGCACAGAUCCAUGUCCCGUGGGCAGCCAAGUACAUCACGGAUAAUCCAUGCAUCCGCUUCAUCUCCGUCGACAAUAAGAAACGUAAUGUAGAGUCCCCGGAAGUCGGGCCUUCACUCGUCGUCCACACCAGCGUGCCGUUUGGCAUCGAACACCUGGAGGAGGAAAAGGAGUCAGUACAGAGUCUGAUAAUGGCCCAGCUUAAAGCAAUCUUGCCUGAUCUGCCUCAGCCUAAAAGCAUCAAGUGCCAGAAAUGGAGAUACUCACAGGUUACAGAAGCCUUUCCAGACUGCCCAGGUCAGAUAACUCUACAUGACGAGCCUUUGCUCCUGUGCGGAGGAGAUGGAUUUACACAUUCCAACUUUGAUGGCUGCACUCACUCUGCCGUCCAGAUGGCUGAAACCUUGGUGACCCGGUUAUAAUACUGGUGCUGGGCCUUCGAGGAAGAAGAUGUCAAAUAUUUUCAGUCUCAUCUGACACAUUGAUCCAGUAGAAGUUGCUCUUUAACCAGAACUGUUUUUUCUAGAGCAGUUCAACCCAAUACAAGAUUUUUCCUUGUGUAAGGCUAUAAUGCUGGGUAAAGGCGGAUAAGACUUCA